AUGGCGCUAGCAGACAUCAUGUCAGUGGAGAGAAGUGCCAAAUAUAUGGCAUCUAGCAGCUCCUCAAGUCUUUCAUCGGAUUCAGAUGAUCUUGUCUCGUCUUCAAGCUCGUCGUCCAUUUCUUCGGCUUCUUCUGCUUCGGAGUCGGACUCAGAUACUCUGCGAGCUUCUGGGAAGAAGAAAAAGGGGAUUAGAAAACGUCCAGGAAAGGCAGUGGGUGCAGAACUUUCGGACUAUGAGAACGACGCAUACUUGGACAAUGAGGGAAAGAAGAAGAAGAAGAAGAAAAUUUCAGCGCAAUGGUCUCCGACCAAGAGGAAUGGGAAAACGAAGAAGAAGAUGGAGAAAACGGGGUCUGUAGUAGCACUCCCACCGCCUCCUCCUCCACCCUUGCCGCCUCCUCUUAACAAUGCAUCCAGGUACAGCUCACGCAGUGACAAUUCUAGCUCAGGCUCGUCGGACUUGGAGAUGGGUCCCCCGCCUCCACCUCCUGAUAGUGCUGAUACUAUUGCUACUGCUGUACCUGUGGUUACAUCAACUACGAGACCGUCAAAACGGAGAGCUGCAGCGUUAAAGAGAGGUUCUGACGUAAAACCUUCGUCAUUGAAGGUUACACUGAAGCUCCCGCCUGGAUUUAUUGCGAAGAAUAGCGGCGCAGGGAUGCCUGUUACUAAUCGACCGAAGGACAAUUUACAGGUGUCAGAUCUAGCAAAAAGGACGCGAACUUCGACCACUCCAAUGAAGAAAGCAACACCCGCUAUAGAUUUAAGACUUACAAAGAUGAAGGAGCCUGCAAGCCGUGAACAGUAUGUUGCUGCUGGAAAGGAUGCAGUACCGGCGGACCAAAAAAAUGGUACGCCGCCUGCGAAUUUGCCCGCUCCGGGCAGCCAUUCCAUUUUAUCAAAAUUGAUUCCAACGGGGCUUACUGUGCCUGCAGGUGAAAUUCGAGGUGCAAGAGAACUAUCACUCGUGGACCCUGUCCAUAUUGGCAGUAAUGCCGAAGAAACGAUUGAGUCGAACAUCCCUGCUCAUUUCAAUGACCCAUGCGCACAGGAAGGUGACGUACUGCGCCUUUUGGACAUGUUCUUCUUUUGCGAUGAGAAUGGCAAAGCAAUUAGUCUCGAGAUUUUAGACUGUCCACGCGACCAGCGUCCGAAAAUAAUGGGGUUUGGUACAGUUGUACAGCACUUGCCAGUGGCGGAACGUCCCCUCCCGAUCAAGCCAAUUCUCGCAUCCCCUGCCUUUCCUUCACGCUCCAAGAAACGCCCUCGUGCCGAUUCUAUUUCGUUUAGCCCUGCAAAGUUUCCAGCGUCAAAGUUAAGAGCGAGACCUAGAGCUGACAGCAAACGGGUAAAGAUGAGUAAUGCAAUGAUUUAUCAAGGUGAUGGUGAAUUUGAAGAGAACGAGAACAAACCGUCUUACAUGGAAGGACGUGGUAUUUUUGAUCAGUCGAGCAUAUACGAUCUUCUCAGUUCAUUUUGCCAAAGUCGACUAUCUCAAAGGGAUGGCCAGUCCGAUAGUAGUGGCAGUAACUUGAGUUCCGAUGACGAUGAUAUUCGUUCAGGCCGAACUGAAUCUCGUGCAGGUUCUGAUAAUGAUAGCGAUCUCCUCUCGUCCGCCGCUAGUAGCGCAAGUGGAAGUGACAACGAUAUGGAUUCUGGAAGUUCUUCCUUCUCAGGCGGGUGUGGUGCUAAAAGUGGAGCAAAGGCGGCAACGAUGAGCCGGCGCUUACCAACUACGAGCGUGAGGACCGUUUUGGCUGAGCACUUGCCUCAAAACUUUGCGGAAUCGAAAAGGCCUUCAGCUGCCAAAGUGCGAAAUCUACCGAGCACCCGAGUGGAUUCGAGAAAUGCUGGUUUGCCUUCUGAUGUAAUCGAACUUAUGCGAACCGACCAAUCCGUUGAAGUAGCUGCAAAGGGUACUUCGGACGAGCUCAACUUGAUGGAGUGCGGUUUCCGUCAUCCACAGAACUAUGCACGUGCUCGUGUUUGGCUUCCUGAAAUUACGGAUUGGUGCCUCGAUUACGCUGAGGGGGACCCAACAUUGUGGGUUGUCACUCCUCACGCCUGGUACAAGAUUGCAGGACCGUUAUCAGGAAUGCUGCCACAUGCGUCAUAUCGACAGGUUUUCAAGCACGUCCGUCACCUGUUUGAAGCCAGCUAUCUUGUGGCGUACGUUCUCAAGGAGUGGUUGCCGAUUAACAAAAAGGUGUCCUAUCGGGCUACUCUGCAACAGAUUAUCGAAAUAUCUCUACAGGGAAGAUAUCGUGUGUCUGCCUGGUUUCUCGUGAAGAACUACCCUUUCAUCCGGGCCCAGGUUUCGAACCUGUUCCCGGACAACGAUACGUAUCUCGAGUCAAUGUUUUUUAAGCAGCUGCAUCGUCUACACGAAAAUUACACGUUGCGUGUAGCGAGACACAAAAAAGAAAUGGCCGAGCGGGAAGUUCGUCGUACGAAACGAGAAAAUGAGCGGCUUCAAAGGAAGCAACAGGUUGAGGAUGCGCGACAACGUUUAAAAGAUGAACGUGACGAAGAGCGAAAGCAGAAAGAGCAAGAGCAUAAGUAUCCAGUGGAAGAUUUGCGACUUCUGGAAGGAGAUUCGGUCAAUACGAAUAGCCUACCGUUGAACUGCUCAAAUUUGAAGGGCAUUGAAGGUCCAAUGCUGGGUGAGGUCAUCAUGGCGUGGCAAACUAUUUGCACAUUCAAGGAUUUUCUAGGGCUUGAAUCGAUCUCGUUGGAGUCUGUCGUGGAAUGCAUAACGACUUCUUCCGAUGAAGGAACAGACGUUGGUUUGGCUCGAAUCUUCAUGGCGUUUUUGCAAGUCAUCCUAUCGGAGAAGUCAUUUAUGUCACUACUGGAUGAUCUCGUCGUUGAAGGUAAUAUCAAGGUAUCUGAUCUGUUCGUGAACAGCGAGAAGACCUACGGAACUUGCGAGCGGGCCUACGAUGACAUUUUAAACGCAGUUACGUGGCCAGAAAUUCUCCGCCAACUGAUGUCGAAGGAUCUUGGCAUUGACCCGUCCAUUGGACACGUGGAUCCUUUAGUUGGUUGUGAGAUCGUUCGGCAAACACUCUACAUGCAAAAUAACUCCGCCCCGUUUAACUCUCCUGUUGACAUGACUGCAAAGGGUUUGGAGGAUUACCCGCUUCUUGUAAAAAAACCAAUGGAUCUUGGAACAAUUAAAAUGAAGAUUGAUUCGGGAGGCUACGAGGAGCCUCGCGGGUACGAAACGUUUGCCAAAGAUAUCCGAUUGGUGUGGGAUAACGCUGUAUUAUAUAAUGGUGAGGAAUCGGAGGUGGGCCGUGCUGCUUCAGCUUUGUCUGAUUUGUUUGAACAAUAUUACGAGAGGCUUGUCAUUGGGCGCAUUCGUGCAAAUCAAAGCCGGAUGGCAGGGUGCGCAAAGGUAAAAGAAAUGCUUCAAGAUUCGUCCGCAAAAGAGCUAAAGUCAUACCGAUACUCUGAUGUUGCUUAUGGUCUGUACUGCUCCGAGUUCCAUGAGCUUCCUAUAGCGUACAAAAUUGGUGCACUCUCGUGGAUUUGCUCGGAAUUCCUGACGCUGUCUAGCAUUCGGACGUACAUUGCGUCUCAAGUAGAGCAGGAAAUGCAGGUUUAUCGAAAAUAUAGGAAUCGCGCAGCCGACUUGGACUCACGGAGGAAGCACGCAGACAGAAUGCGACGCGAAAGAGAGAACGCUUUUAGAAGAGAUUGUGCCAACCAAGGUAUCCAUCCUAAUUCACACAACGUUUUCUCGGAGGGCAUUAAGCGCCGGCACGCAUUCAUUGGAAAGUUCUUUGAGGACAUUCAGGCUGAGAAAAUCGAGGACGAGAAAAAAUGGGAGCAAGAGAAAAAGGUCCAGGCGGAGGAAAUGGCGAUCGAGUCAAGCUCAAUCGUUAUUCGUGAGUCUCCUCUGGGAAAAGAUAGGUACCACAACUCGUACUACAUGUUCAAGAAUGACACGAAGUCGCGAUUGUUUAUCGAACGUGGCGAUUCCGGAGAUUUUGUCGUUUGCAGUAGUAAAGGCCAGCUUGUGGAAAUUUUGGAGUGGUUAAAUCCUAAAGGUGUUCGGGAGCUAGGCUUGUUAACAAAGCUGCAAGACGUAAGAGACAAACUAAUGAAUGCUUUUGAUGAGGAGCAAAGCACCAAUAUGGAGAUCGUAUGGAACAGCAAGGGCGCUAUCGAGCUUCAGAUGUUUCCUCUUCGUGGCGGUGCGAUGAAAGGCGAAAGUAUGAUAAUUACGGAUACAGACAGGGUCAUUAAGUCACACGAUGUCGCCCGGAAGAUGCUGCUAUGCCUCAAACAACACUUAGCAAAUACGAACACGUUGUCUUCUUCGUGGAAAGGAGCAGAGACAUGGAGCAGCCAAGUGGAAGAGACCAAAUCAUUCAAGGAGCAACUUGAUUUGUUUGCUGAAUUGGAGAGUGCCGCGGUGGCAGCUUUAAAAUCGGGUGUGGAGACAAUCCGACCUUCAUGGCAGCGGAAGCGACAUGAGUGGCGACUGGCUUUGAAGGGUUCUUGUACAUACGCACAGUUGGUGCUCCUGCUUCACUUGCUGCUGGAAGAGUUUAUCAACGUGGAGGCUUUCCUUGAUCUAUAUAUCCGCUUGGAUCGACAGGAAUGGCUUAAAUUGCGACCAAAAGACACUCAAAAUUUUAUCCCUGAGGUAGGAAUGUCUGUUGUAUACUUUGGGGAUGGCCACGCUCUAGCACUGAAAGAGGAUGAAAAGUCCAAGAGAAAGCGCUUUACACAGAAGAGCGAUACUCCUGUUCGGAAUGCAACAGUAAUCUGCACGGUGGAGAAGGUAUCAUAUCACCAUGGUGGAGGUGACCCCUACGCAUUGGCUGUGUUACAACCGAUUCCGGAUAUGGCACAGCACGAAAGCAUUCGCAAGCCGGGCACUCAUCUAUGCCCCCUGCCAUCACGAGAGCAGAGACUAGCAAGAGUAUUCUUACGUAUUCUGGCUAAGUUAAAGACACUUGCCGAUGCUGGCCCAUUUCUGGAACCUGUAUCAGCUCAAGAGUUUCCGCAAUACAAAGAGGUUAUCUUGCAUCCGAUGGAUCUCGGAACAAUGACGGAAAAGGCUAGCUCGCUGGGGUACAAUAAUGCAGCCGAAUUUAUGUCUGAUCUGAGGCUCGUGCGGGACAAUUGUCAGCUCUUUUGCGAAGGCCGCUUUCCAACACUUCCGCCAUUAGCCCACAACUUAGUAAACGUCGCGGACGGACAGAUCAAGAAGUGGGGCAAAGAAAUUCGUGCAUGCGAAGGCACCAGUAACGAGCCGUCACAUGUGAGCAAAGCUACUAUGUCUUUGUCAUCCCUAGAGAAUAAGAGCGUAUGGACGAGUCAUGAUAAGUCGGAACUUGAGAAUUGGGAGCUGCCAACGCGUUCAAUUGUGACUAUCUUGCGGCUUGAAAACCGAUUGCCCGAGUAUAUUGUGCAUGCUAGUCGAUAUUCGUGGGCUGUGAACCGUACGUGGCAUUGUGGAGAAAAGUUUCGUAUGAUGUUCCGCAACCCGCAAGGCCAACCAGGCGAGUACUAUGGAGGCGUGACUGCAGGAUCUUUGCCGUUCGACACGCAUGGUAUGCUGCCAUGGGAAUCACUACGCAUAACGUGGGAUGAAGACGACGGAUCAGACGACAAUUGCAUUAAUCCGUGGGAAGCAGAAUUUCCACUCAAGGAUGAGAAACAAGCGUAA
Messenger RNA from Peronospora farinosa, 5688 nucleotides. The record is from the annotation of a GenBank genome assembly. Lineage: Eukaryota; Oomycota; Peronosporomycetes; Peronosporales; Peronosporaceae.